UUGAUUACGGUUCAAGGAAAUCAAGUCACGUUACAAAUUGGGUCGAGAACGCAUUGUGUGACAAAACUAGACCACUAGUGUGAUGAAGAAAACUUACUUCUCUGUAAUAUUUGAUUUCGGUUCAAGUGACUUCCUCUCACCUCCCCCUUGACUGAAUUUUAUUUGGCUAACACCAUUCCUUUGUUUUAUGACACUUUAACUGCCACGAGUGAACGCAAAGCAACAGCGCUCGCUUCGAAACGUGGAUAUGCCAAAGGGCAAAGGGAAUACGCCUGCUGGCAACUGAGCACGUGUCUUGGCCAAUGAGAUAGGAAAAAAAGAGUGCAGGUUUGAAACUUCGAAGCUAGUGAAAUGUUCUUAAAACAAAUGUGACCGUCGUAACCAUGAGCUACGACAAGGAAGCCGCCGGGGAGGUCAACAAAGCUUUGACAACAAUUUCUGCAAGCUUCUCGUUAUUAGGAACUUUUUUGAUCAUUGCAACAUUUUUAGCAUGGAAGGACUUUAGAUCAAAUUCCAGGCGAAUAUUGGUGUACAUUUCCAUCGCUGAUUUCCUCAUAGCGGGAGGAAACUUACUCGGAGUAUGGCUGGUAGACGAGAAUAACAACGCGUGUAAGGCUCAGAGUUUUAUUUCAACAUGUGCUUCGCUUUGGUCGUUUUUUUGGACGGUUUUUCUUGGCAUAUAUAUGUACACUGCUGUGGCGAGACAACGGGGUAACAAAGCUGAUGAAAUGAUGAAAUUUUUCCACAUCAUUGGAUGGGGUCUCCCUCUGGUUAUUGUGAGUGUUGCGCUUGGACUUGGAAAGUUAGGCCAAGAUCAUGUAGAUAGUGCUGGCUGGUGCUGGAUUGACGGGCGUUUGAAGAAAGGAGAGAAAGAAAUAUGGAUGUUAUUCACAGGAAAAGCCUGGGAAAUAACUGCUUAUUUUCUUUGCUCAAUAUUUUACCUGAUGUUAAAGUGUCGAAUUCGCAAGGAGAUAUAUAAUGAGAAAGCGCAGUUUUCAUCUCCUCAGUCAAAGGAAGCUGCCAUAAAAGCCGAAAAAAGAUUGAUGCUAGUUCCAGUCACGUUCAUUUUAAUUCGCAUUUGGGGAACACUUCGCUUCAUCCUUUACACUUUCGCUGGUGUUCACAGUUUGAAUACAACUUACGGAACAGUAUUUCUUUAUCUACAGGGAAUUGGUGACAGUAGCCAAGGCUUUGCAAACUUCUUGCUGUUUUGCUUCUUCACCGAAAAAUUCCAAAGUUGUCUAAAUUAUAGCGUUCAGAAACUUUCGCUGAAUUGCAAGAGAUCAUUCACCCCUUCAUCGAUGGUGGAACUCGAAAUAUCUAGCCAAAAAACACGUAGUAUCCAGUCAACAGAUGAGAGGUCAUAUCUACUGCCUAAACCAGACAUCGAAAGAGGUCCUUAAUUGUGUUUGCAUUACAUUUUGGUUCUCACGUUAUCACAUCAUCAGAACUUGGAGUGUAGGAAUUAAUGUACGAGGGGAAAAAAGGAAGAUAAACUAAACGUUUAAACUCAAACGAAGGCAAAGCGUUAGCUUUACGCACUUCUAAGAUACACUUUUGCCGGUACUCUUCCAAAAGUAUCGUUUUUCCACAUGUAGACUUACAUGUAGUUGUUUUUAGUAUCAACUACAAUUUGUGACAAACUGAAACUUGACUUUCCUCCAAAUAUUUUUCACUUUUCAGGCCCUGUAUCUUCUAACUCUUUACCUUUAAAACCCAGGCAGAUUAGCUGUAAGGUGUUAUUUAGGAAUUCUCUCGAUGAAUAUUAUUUAUUUUUGUAUAGCGUAGUUAUUGCAGGUUUGCGUUAGCAAAAGUCAUAUUUUCUUUCAUUUUCAUUUUUAAUUAUAUAUGUGUUUUUAUCAUUUAAAUAGGAUCCCCUUGAUAACAGUACCUAUGUACUGAGGGUCUAUCCUGUAUAAAUAUUCAUUACUAUAUAAUUAUUAUUAUUAUUGUUAAGUUCAAACAAAAUAUUACUUUGUUCGUGGCAAUGUGUGUUUCAUGUACCAGUUGGUCGCAAUGUUCUCCAAGAAAUUAUUUUGUCUUGUCCAAGUUAAAUUUGAAUGAAACUCUUAGGUAAAUACAAAUGUAUAUUUAAGUAAGGAGAAUAUAUUUAUGGUUCCGUAUUUCUUAGCAUAAGUCAUUCAAAUCAUGAUCCAUAUUGAAGGAAUUUACUAGAGAUAUCAGAGGUACAAGUAAAAUUUGAAUUUUUUUCCCCCUUAAUUCUGGGUCAAGUGAAAACAAUAAUUGUUAUGAAGAGGUAAAAAUUUGGAUGGAAAUAAUUCCCACUAUAUAAGAGAAGACAAAGACAAAGAAAGAAUAACAAAGUGUAGAAAUCUCAAAAUAUAGUUUCACUGAUAUCACCUGUGACAGCAUUUUGGUUUUUAAGGUACAUUUCAAUAAAAUUUUGGUGCUCAUGAAAAACAUAUAUAUAUUUUGCUCACUUUAAGAGAACAUCUGUAUCAGGCUGACUGGUUAAAAUCUACUUUGUAGUAAAGUUUGAACAGUCAGAAACUAGUGCAAAAGGCUAUUUAAGUAUAAAGUUAGUUUUGAGCUUCAUAUAAACAAACUAAGUACAUUAAUUUAAUUAGCUACACAACCAUUAUCAGAAAUUGUUAUAAAAAUGAAAAUCCUAGUUACACAAUCAAGGAAUUCCAUUGUAAUCUUACUGGUUUCUAACAAUCAAAAUUCUAACAAGUAAUGGUAAUAGGAUUGAGUGAAGUCCAAUUCAGUCUGUUACUGUAAUAAUCAUUAACAAAAUUAGACAAAAUCCCAGCAGGAGUGUGAUUUGUUAAUUAGAAGUAUGAUUACAGACA
Molecule: messenger RNA, 2813 nt
Organism: Pocillopora damicornis (cauliflower coral)
Lineage: Eukaryota; Metazoa; Cnidaria; Anthozoa; Scleractinia; Pocilloporidae
Product: G protein-coupled receptor 157
Biological process (GO): adenylate cyclase-activating G protein-coupled receptor signaling pathway; cell surface receptor signaling pathway
Cellular component (GO): plasma membrane
Molecular function (GO): G protein-coupled receptor activity
Source: RefSeq, a predicted model, not a curated record